AUGCGACAAGCAUAUGACCCAGAGUCGCUCAUUGCAUUGCAUGAGGACGAUGAACCGAACUUAGAUGGAGCGUACAAGAUUGAAGCGCAGAUGCGGAAUGGGUUUGUGCGUAAGGUGUACGGAAUCGUAGCGUGUCAAGUAUUGUUGACUACGAUUAUCUCGGGCUACUUCACGUUGAAUGAGCGGGCUCGCAUCUGGUGUUUGGCUGGAAGCGGUCGAUUCCUGUUUGGAUUUCUGGGUAUAGCGGCUUUUGGCUUGAUCUUGGGGCUGGCUUGCGUGCCUAGCGCGAGGACGAAGUACCCUCUGAACAUGGGCCUACUUUUCGCGCUGACAGUAUGCAUGAGCGCUACUGUUGCGAACGCGUGCGCAUACGUGGCUGUCGCCGUGAACUCUGUAGUGGUAUUAGAAGCUCUGGUGCUGACUUUGGUGGCAGUAGUGGGACUCACAAUAUUUGCCAUGCAAACCAAGUACGAUUUGACAUUCAUGAAUGGAUUCUUAACUAUCGGAUUAUGUGUUCUACUUGGCGUUGGUUUAGUUAGAAUGAUAUGGCCGUCUUUACCCGGAGGAGACUUAUUGAUGAGCGGCGGUGGUGCAAUAAUAUUCUCAGGUUAUAUUCUCGUCGACACCCAAUUGCUAGUAGGCAAUGGUGAGGUGCAAUUAUCGCCUGAUGAUUACAUCGGAGCGGCCCUGAACAUAUAUCUGGAUAUCAUUAAUCUUUUCAUGUCCAUUCUGCAGCUAUUGGCUGCCUCUCAAGACAAUUCAUCAUGA
This is a messenger RNA of Gregarina niphandrodes, 768 nucleotides long. Its product is annotated as inhibitor of apoptosis-promotor Bax1. Gene Ontology annotation, cellular component: membrane. The transcript has 3 exons. The record is from RefSeq and is a predicted model, not a curated record. NCBI's taxonomy places the organism in Eukaryota, Apicomplexa, Conoidasida, Eugregarinorida, Gregarinidae. Bases 1 to 768 code for a protein of 255 amino acids.